CGUCGUUUGAAAAACAUCAGACUGAGCUUUUCAUUAAACCUUACACAGCCUAUUCGCCGGGGCUAGUCAGCUCAUAUAACAGCGACAUACCCGGGGGAAGAAGUUCGUGUACCCUUUGCAUUCCAGUGCAGGUCCUCAUUGACCUGUACCCCGAUUGUUGGACACCAUGCCCUCAGCUCAAGAUGAAACACAUCCUCUGUUCCCAGUGUCUAGUAUACACAAUCUUUAUUUCGACCAGUCAGAAACCUCCUUGAGUUCAUCUGAUCCGAGCCUUCCAUCCGACCGCUCCUACAUUCGUUAUGAGCGCGCACCUACUUCUCAGAUGGGGCAGGAAUUGACAUCCCACGAUGAAGCGCCUCCGGCCGUGGGUUUCUAUAACACUCGUUCAAUAUCCAAAAUGCCCUCUGUUGAUCUCAACGAAGUGCUGGACGAGACAACCACUAGUGACACACUACAUCCCCCGGGUCAGUCAGAGCAAACGCCGCGGUCGCAUGUCGAAACGUCCCGACUAGACCAUGAACCUGGUCAGUUUAGAUGCCCUAGCAAGUAUCCAAUCGCUCAGCGAUGGAAUCGAUGGGUUCCAAUAACUAUUUUGAUCCUUGCGGUCUACGCCACUGUAGGGUCAGGGGCAUAUCUUGCUGUGGCCUGUUGGAAGCCGUGGUACGGCAACUUUAUUGGAGACAGUGGAGUGCUUUCGGCCUCAACUGCCAAAUUCAUGGCUGCAUUAUUAGCGAAGACAAUUGAACUCGCGUAUGUCACUGUCUUUGUGACGUUUAUUGGGCAGUUCUUGAGCCGACGAUCUCUUAAGAAGGGAUCGCGAGGCAUCAGCCUCUCCGACAUAAUAAUGGACACAAGAGAGAUCAUCUCUCGUCCGCUAAUCCCAGUGAUCAAUCACCCGAGGAUCAGCUAAAUAAUAGUAUACCACUAUUCCAAAUAUUCUGUUGGUAUAAUGUAUAGGUAAGGGGACAUAGAAUAUUAUUCUACCAAACAACACAUCCCAAGUAAACAGAGCAUAAGCCUCAGGAGUAUGCUCCUGCGGCUAAAUGAGCCAUAGAGAACGCCAUACUAGUAUUCGAUGUGUGAAUUAUCCCCACUGUUUGAUAUGCAACGUAUAGUUCAUUUAACUUACCACCGGCAAGGACAUGCAAUAUCCAAGAUUAUAAGCCACCAAUAGCCAUGAUCUGAACCCCGUGAAAUGAAGUUAAACUAGGACGAAACCAUGCUCUACAUUGAGAGGAAGGAUUCG
This is a messenger RNA of Aspergillus alliaceus, 1246 nucleotides long. RefSeq lists its product as uncharacterized. The record is from RefSeq and is a predicted model, not a curated record. The coding region runs from base 167 to 910 and encodes 247 amino acids. Lineage: Eukaryota; Fungi; Ascomycota; Eurotiomycetes; Eurotiales; Aspergillaceae. The transcript has a single exon.